Messenger RNA from Cuscuta epithymum, 2116 nucleotides. The record is from the annotation of a GenBank genome assembly. NCBI's taxonomy places the organism in Eukaryota, Viridiplantae, Streptophyta, Magnoliopsida, Solanales, Convolvulaceae.
GGGUAAUUAAUUUAGAGCUACAGCCUACAAGAAGUAAUAAUAGAAUGAAAUUUUGAUAUAUAGCUUGCAAGAUGAAAAAAUAAGAAAUUAAAAAGUGGUAUUUUAAAAUACCACAAAUUCAUCAUCAUCAUCAUUCAUCAUCAUCCUCAUACCAGCUUCGAACACUGGACGUGCAGCACGCUUCUUUUAAGUGCAUCCAGCAACGCCAGAUAGAAGCUGGUGACAUAGUUUGAUUUGCAGGCGCAUUCCUAUUUCAUAAAAAGCAGAGGUUUCCACACGAAAACCCUAAUCCAGUUGGGCAGCAGCUAACAGGCUAAGAAAAUCUCCGACCAUGGCUGUGCUGAGCUCGGAGAAGGUGCUGCAAGAGAGCAACACCAGCGAUUCCGAUUCCAUUACUUCUCUAGCCCUCACCGCGAAGGCUCUCUCCGACGUAUCGUGCUUGGACGCGUUUAAGAACAUUCAAAGGCUCGACCUUAGCUUCAACAGCCUGACUUCCCUUGAGGGGUUGAGGUCAUGCGUAAACUUGAAGUGGUUAUCUGUAGCCCAGAACAAGCUUCAGAGUUUGGAAGGGAUUGAAUGCCUGGUUAAACUUACUGUACUAAAUGCUGCAAAAAACAAGCUUAAAUCAGUGGACGGGCUUAAUUCUCUUGUAAGUUUGUGUGCACUGAUCUUGAAUGAUAAUGAGAUCAGUUCUAUUUGUAAACUUGACCAAAUGAAAGACCUGAACACUGUAGUUCUUUCAAGGAAUCCAAUACGAGAUAUAGGUCUAUCACUUGCUAAAAGGAAUUCAGUAUCAAAAUUGUCCCUUUCAAACUGCCAGCUGCAACUUAUUGGCUCUUCGCUCAAAUCUUGCACCGAGUUAAAAGAAUUGAGACUCUCUCAUAAUGAGAUCACGACACUUCCAAGUGAGUUGGCUUGCAAUAACAAAUUGCAAAACUUGGACUUGGGAAAUAAUGCGAUCCUGAGAUGGUCUGAUCUUAAGGUUCUCUCUUCACUAACUAACCUGAAAAAUUUAAAUCUUCUCGGGAAUCCUAUUGCUGAAAAGGACGGCCUGGUGAAGAAGGUAAGUUCUGCACAUUUUAUGUGAUUUGUAUGUGUAGAGCUUGCAAUGUGCUCAUGAGUAUGUAUUUUAGCAGAUUCAGAAACUAGUGCCGAAUAUGGUGGUUUUUAAUGCCAAACCCAUUAGCAAAAUCUUGAAGGGAGAAAUGGGAAGAGCCAAUACCUCUCAUGAUGUUGACAUAGUUCAGAAUGUGGAAACGAUAAGUCUUCCAAGAAACAACUCUCGAAAACACUCUUCUCAAAGCGAAAAUGCUGGUGGUUGUGAUGUGAAAGAAUCAAAGCCUAAAAAGCAGAAAAGAGAAUCAAAGCAUGAGAAUAAAAAGAAUUCAGUUGUAGAGGAAGCUUCUGAUCAUGAGAUGGAUCAGUUAGAGAAUAGAAGGAUUAUUAACAAUGACAGUGUAAUUGGAACCCGGAAAACCUCGAAGCCCAAAACACCGGCAUUUGAUGAUGGAGAGACACCUUUUAUGAAUCUUUUUACAGAUGAUGCAUCAGCUAAUUCCUUUGGUAGUGAUAAUCCUGGAGUUGGUCAGAGUGUUGAUGAAACUGUGGGAUCAGUUAGUCACGCCAAGAAGAAAAGGCAGAACAACAAACAAAGUAAUGGGCCCACUUCACUGCAAUUGUUAACAGCAGUUGAUGAAGUUGGACUGGGUGGACCAUCAAUGUGGGAUUAGAAAAAAUAUUUCUUCUAAUCCUUAAUCCUCAUGGGAUCCAUUGUGCAAGCUUGAAGCUUUUGCAUCGUUCAAUUUUCAUCACUGCAGAGUUCCUUUAAUUUUAGUGUGGGGAGCAUUUGAUUACCAAAAGCUUGGACUUUAGUAUUGUGUACUGUAAACAUUGGGUUUGUUUUGGGGGGUUCUAUUUAUUACCUUAACACAAUCUCGGGGAAAUAUAGUUGGAUUUUCUAUGGUGUAUGUCGCGCCCACACAUAACUUGUAGGUCGUGCGUGAUGGAAAUACUUCACCAUAUUGGAUGAGAAAAACUUAUUUGGUCUUGCUGUUGUUUUUGUUUUUGACUCGUGAAAAAUGCAAUAAAACAACUUUAUAAGAAUCAAACGAUGCAU